AUGGAAAACAAAACUUCUAAAGGCAGAGAGUGUUCUUAUCAUGAGAAGUGGUACAUACUUGAAAGCUCCAUUAAGCAAUUUAUCGAAGAGCUUUUCUCACGUCUCCCAUCCGAGGCUUCUUCUGAAGGCCGCGGAGUCGCAGCAAAUCACCUAGCUCAGGUAUGUCGAAUCCUGGGCAACGUCAAAUUUGACGCGUCUGAUUUGGCUUUGAAGUUCCCACAAUGCACCACAAUUUGCAACAAGCCCCCUGGCUACUUUGACGGUGACUAUCAGAUGAUGUGCGAAUUUAUGAGGGAUACACUGAAUCAGGCAGUGGUCGAUGUUCAAUAUCCCCAGCAUGACUCGAGGGUCCGGGAGUCAUUGAACAAGCUGUACUCUCACAUUUUGCAGUACAAUGAGCGCUAA
This is a messenger RNA of Penicillium soppii, 405 nucleotides long. RefSeq lists its product as uncharacterized. The record is from RefSeq and is a predicted model, not a curated record. The transcript has a single exon. The coding region runs from base 1 to 405 and encodes 134 amino acids. Lineage: Eukaryota; Fungi; Ascomycota; Eurotiomycetes; Eurotiales; Aspergillaceae.